AUGGACGAAUAUGACUAUAUCAUCAUUGGUGCGGGGAUUGGUGGCCUGGUGUUAGCCAAUCGUCUCAGUGAGGAUGAGUCCGUGAGGGUCCUCCUGAUCGAAGCAGGUGCCAACCGCAUGGGCGAUCCUCGCAUUGACACCCCGGGCUUUUUGGGCACGCAGUAUGGAGACCCAGACUUUGACUGGGACUAUAUGAGUGUUCCUCAGGAACACGCGAAGAAUCGUCAAAUCGGCCAACCUCGUGGCCGCGUCGUCGGCGGGUCCUCUGCCAUGAACUUCUCGAUGACUAUGUAUCCCACGGAAUCCAACUUCGAGGCGUGGGAAGCACUGGGCAAUAAAGGGUGGGGCGCUGAAGAGAUGGCACCAUACCUUCGUAAAUUCCAUUCCUAUACCGCGCCCAGCGAGGCCACUGCAAAACUGCUUGAUACGACCCGCUAUAUGAGCAUUGACAAGCAGGGUUGCGAUGGACCUGUGCCGAUCUCUCUUCCGGAUGUGUACGGUCCGUUCAAUAAAGCGUGGGAUGAAACCUUUGCGAAGCUGGGCUGGCAAACCGAUGCCGAUCCUAUUGAGGGACGCAAGUUAGGCGCUUUCACCUCCCCGUUGACGGUUGACUCCAAGACUGGAAAAAGAGGGUAUGCGGCGGCGUAUUACUCUCCCGAGGUCGCGGCGCGACCAAACCUGCGACUUCUUCCGGAGACAUUGGUUGAAAAGAUCGAGUUCAGCCGAGAGGAUGCGGAGUUGCUCGCGACGGGCGUCAAGGUCAAGACCGGGGACAACUCGUACACCAUCACAGCGAAAAAGGAGGUUCUGCUCUGUGGCGGUAGUCUCAACUCCCCCCAGGUGCUUGAGCUUUCCGGUGUUGGAGAUGCCGCUCUUCUCCAAAGCCACGGUCUUCCUGUCUUGAUCGAUAACCCCGCUGUGGGUGAGAAUCUGCAAGACCACGCGCUCACCACGAUCAGUUUCGAGGUUGCUGAUGGCCAGAUUUCCGGCGACAUUAUGCGUGACCCCAACGUCGUCCAAGCCUUGAUCAAGUUGUAUGAAGAGACAAACGGGGGCCCGCUGGCGGGUAUGCCCCUCAGUGCGGCCUACCUUCCAUUUGUGGACGGCGAUGGCCCAGUGCCUCGCGAAGAGGUUGAGACUCUCCUCGCCACAUAUCUUGACAACGAAGAGACCCCCGCCAACUUGCGUUUGCAAUAUGAUCAGAUCCGCCGCAUGAUUCUCAACCCGGAGACUUCUUCUUCACAAUAUCUUUUCCUCCCUGCACAGCUCCACAUGAACCCCGGUAAAACCACUCUGACAGACGUGUUGGCCAAAACCCUCCCUGAGAACUACGUUUCUUUCUUGAUGCUGCACAGUCAUCCAUUCUCUCGCGGUUCAGUGCAUAUCACCUCCAGCCGAAUCGAAGACAAGCCCACAUACGAUCCCAAACUUCUUUCGCAUCCGCUCGACCUGGAGAUGAUGGCAAGACAGAUGCAAUUUGCGGGUCACAUUGCUGAGACGGAACCUUUCGCCGGGCUGCUCAAGCCAGGAAAGUCUAUGCCCGAAAGCACGAGGGAUAUGUGUGAUCUUGAUCAUGUCAAGGACGUUGUGAAGGACAGGCUUUUCACUUGCUUCCAUCCGGCGGGAUCCUGUGCCAUGCUGCCUAGGGAGAAUGGUGGAGUUGUUGAUUCCGAGUUGAAGGUUUAUGGAGCGAAGAACCUGCGAGUGGUUGAUGCCAGUAUCUUCCCUCUUGAGCCGAGUGGGAAUAUCCAGUCUGCUGUUUAUGCCGUCGCGGAGCGAGCAGCCGACCUGAUCAAAGGUGUCAAAUGA
Messenger RNA from Penicillium olsonii, 1809 nucleotides. The record is from the annotation of a GenBank genome assembly. Lineage: Eukaryota; Fungi; Ascomycota; Eurotiomycetes; Eurotiales; Aspergillaceae.